AAACGGCUACCAGGUGCCAGGCCGUAGAAAUAUUUCUUCGCUAGGAUCCAUCUGAACUGUUCCAAGUCGAAGUGAAUGCCUGCACCAACGAGUUCGAUCUCGUUGCAGCUGCUUUCUUUUACGCAGCUUUGUUUUAUUUUUUAGAGCUUGUUGUUUACGAAAAAUGCGUUGUGCCUGAAUGGUUUUAGACUUUUAGUUAGUAUUUGUUUGUCUCGGUGACGUUGCAGUUAGGAAUUUUUAAAUCCUUAUGCACUGAGAUUGGUGGAAAUUCUGUUGCUGGUCCAUUGUGCGUGAGAUCCUGGAAGAGUGAAAUACAGCCCAUUGCGUGAAUUUUCGCACCAUCAGCAAUAAUGAAUCCUCGCGAACCGCGGCCACGACGGCGAUUCGGUUCAGUGCAUCGUUCUGGCACCGAAGCAACUGCUCCUCCGGCAGACUCCGAGAACGAAAUCUUCUUCAGCCCGCCUCCCACGGCGGAUCUCGGUGGCCAAGUGGCUGGCGGUGGAUGGGGAAGUCAUGCGUUGCAGCCACAUUCGAGAAAUGUGGACGUGGACGACAGAAUGCCGAACCACGCUAGUAAUCCGUUCCGGUUCCCAGUGGCAGCACCGUUCCGCGAAAUUCCCGACACAACGGAUUAUCGCCGUCGCACCGCGGUCGCCACCACUUGCGUGCAGACAUCGCUGAUCGGAGAACCGCAUACGGCGCACUAUACGGACGCUUUUGCACAGACGAACUAUGGAAAUCGAGCUAACCAGCUAUCCACCCGCGCUCUUCCGUCGGAUCCUCAUCCGCAGCCUAGUGCGCCGGCUGUUGAGGAGGUGUACGUUAAACGCGGGAAAGAGUACCACAUUGUUGGAAAUUUUGAUCUGGCCACGCUCAACCGCAUGCGCAGCAAUGGUCUGCAGCGUAUGUCAUCGGUGACCAGCACCACUAUUCAGCACAACGUACUGACCGUACAGGAUCAGCAACCCUUCGAGAGGGUCGCCCACGGGACCCCGAUGCGCGGCGCAGAAGGGAGCUUGCAGCAGUUGCACGAGUGGCUUUUGUCUCCUGUUCUGUCUGCCACGGAAAGUCCUGAUCAUGGGCGACCGUUUUUUGUCGCGGACCGCGUGAAAAGCCUGGAGAAGCAAGCGCGACGAGAAGCAGCAUUGGAUCGUGAUGAGAAUACUUUGCAAGCCAGUUUCCACAGUGCGCGGACUUCCUUCAACCAGCCACCUUUGCGUCAGCACAAAGAAGAACGCCAGGCGCUGCGAUUGGAUUAUCUGAGACGUUUAAUUAUUUGGAAACGAAUUAUUACUUUUUUCGUAUUUAUUUUCCUGUUGGAUAGACUUACUGACAUCUUAAUGACUGCAGUUCACCCAACACAUGCGUUCGAUAUGCCCAUUUUUGAACAAAUCCAGAUGAUACACUUGGCAUUUUUGGGUUCAUAUUCCGCCAUUGUGGUGACUGAGCUUUUUAAUUCCAUCAAUUCCACCGCCAGGGAUGCAGAAACCAGGAACUUGGCUAACAUGGGAGUUCUGUUAUCUGGCAUCGUUCUUAGUUCCAUUAUCCGUGUAUUUUUGAUAUACAUCUGGUCACCCCGGAUUCCACUAAGCAUCUUCAACGGGCAUACUAAUCGUGUUCUCGUGGAGAUUGAGGGAGAAUUUGGAAAACCACGCCUAGCGAGAGUCCGUAAAUUGUUUUGCCAUUGCUGCAACUGCAUGCCGGCAAGAGUGCGCAGAUUGUUUUGCUGCGACUGCUUGCCGGCUGGAGCGCGCCGACUGCUUUGCGGAUGCUGCUCAUGUCUGACAGACUAUAAAAAGCAGAAAAUCAAAUUUGUACUUGGAUCCGGAGGAACUUUCGCAAGACCGGUGGAGCUCAAGAAAGGCGUACUGAAAGUUUCAGUUUGCAAAGAAGGUCGGGAAAAUAGUGGCUUUAUUAGACUGGAUCAAGUGGAAUAUUUUGAGACCACAAUUAACGACUAUGGAUCCAACCGUAAUUUCGAUAUUGUUGCGACGGGUGUUAAAAAUGGUCCGGUCAUUGCAAAAUGGGUAGUUCCACCUUAUAUUGCCAGGAUUAAUGAAGCAGAAAGCAUUGAAUAGCAAUUACUAACUGAAUACGCUAGCGUCUAUCAGUUGAAAUUCAACGGGGCAUUGCGGUGUCCGAUCUUGGAACUUCGAUGUUACGGACAACUUGAAGAGAAAUGAAUCUUGUUUUGUUAACAAAAUUUUCAAUGUGACUGGCUUGUGCUUAUUCUUAACCCACUGUUUUGAGAUGCUUUGGUUUCGGAUUUUGGUUUGUUGUUCUCGACGUGUUCCCAGUGAUUUGACUGGUGAUUAAUUGUCAAU
Messenger RNA from Paramacrobiotus metropolitanus, 2324 nucleotides. RefSeq lists its product as uncharacterized. NCBI's taxonomy places the organism in Eukaryota, Metazoa, Tardigrada, Eutardigrada, Parachela, Macrobiotidae. The transcript is spliced from 5 exons. The coding region runs from base 351 to 2078 and encodes 575 amino acids. The record is from RefSeq and is a predicted model, not a curated record.